Mollisia scopiformis is the source of this 848-nucleotide messenger RNA. Its product is annotated as 60S ribosomal protein L15. Gene Ontology annotation, biological process: cytoplasmic translation. Lineage: Eukaryota; Fungi; Ascomycota; Leotiomycetes; Helotiales; Mollisiaceae. Bases 33 to 644 code for a protein of 203 amino acids. Gene Ontology annotation, molecular function: RNA binding; structural constituent of ribosome. Gene Ontology annotation, cellular component: cytosolic large ribosomal subunit; ribosome. The record is from RefSeq and is a predicted model, not a curated record. The transcript is spliced from 5 exons.
ACCACCGCCAACGUCGAUUAAGAACCGGCACGAUGGGAGCCCUCAAAUAUGUAGAAGAACUUCAAAAGAAGAAGCAGUCCGAUGUUCUGCGAUUCCUUCUCCGUGUCCGAUGCUGGGAGCUUCGACAACUGAACGUCGUCCACCGUGCUUCCCGCCCUUCUCGCCCUGACAAGGCUCGCCGUCUGGGUUACAAGGCCAAGCAAGGAUAUGUCAUCUACCGUGUCCGAGUCCGCCGUGGAGGCCGCAAGCGUCCAGUUCCCAAGGGUGCUACUUAUGGCAAGCCCACCAACCAGGGUGUUAACCAAUUGAAGUACCAAAGAUCCCUCAAGUCGACUGCUGAGGAGCGUGUCGGACGUCGUUGCGCCAACUUGCGAGUUCUUAACUCGUACUGGAUCAACCAGGACUCCACCUACAAGUACUUCGAGGUCAUCCUCGUUGACCCUCAACACAAGGCCAUUCGCCGCGAUCCUCGUAUCAACUGGAUCGUCAACCCAGUCCACAAGCACCGUGAAUCCCGUGGUCUUACUGCCACUGGCAAGAAGUCGCGUGGUUUGGGCAAGGGUCACGGAUACAACAAGACAACCGCUGGCCGCAGAAAGACCUGGAAGAGACACAACACCCUCAACCUUCAGCGAUACAGAUAGAUGUCUUAGCGGGAGUUUUCUAGGGAUUGUGCUACUUCGAGCGGGAAGGGUGAUUCUUACUACGGCAUUGUUUCAUGGCCUUGCAAAGCGGUGCAGCAGGAUUUGCUAGUAUCAAAAGCUUAUGAAUUGAAAACAUGAAGCCCAUAAAAGCAAAUGCAGUACUGCAGUGCUAAAGUGAUCCCGUGAAUUGACCAUGCAGGGUUU